AUGACCGCUCAUAUCACACUGGUCCAAUAUGACGUGCAGGCAAGCUGCUGGACAGCCGCCGAGAGCGAUAUCUCGAAAUUUUGUAGCGCCGAAGAAUCGGCCAAAAAUGCCGAAGCAGUGGAAGCACCGUUGACGCGACUUCGCGUAGCAUUUUUGCCAAAGGAUCUACAGCUCGCCCAGACGACGCUCUUAUGCUCCGCUUUCGGGAUACCAGAUCACUUCUUCGAGCCUUUGGCGAGAGAGGCUACUGGAUUCUUCGGUGCGAGCGAGCUAUCCGAUGGAGAUGCAGACGAAGGCUACCGUACAUGGUUCCGCUUUCUGAUCAAGCGCCCCUGGAUGAAGCCUGCCCACACAGCCGGAUGUUCUCAUGCAUUUCCUGCUGCCAAGAGCAUUUACCGGUGGGAUGAUCUGGCAUUCUUCACUCAAUGGUAUUCGAGCACAAGCACGACCGUACUUUGCUUUGGCUUGCCGGAUGAGCUAUGCGAGGAAGUACGACAAUCGUUGCUGAAAAGCAAGCAGCUUGAGAUUGCAUCCACACCGUACGAUGCGCAUACCUUCAUCCUUCCGUUUAUCGUGCGUGCCUUUGACAGUUCCGUCUGGCUGUGGCGUGAUUGGGUUCGCGAGUCGGAAUUGGAAAGGCAAGAAAAUGCCAACUCGCGAGAAGCGUUUCUCUACAUGCACGAGCUCGCUCGUCAUAUUAUCCACUCAACCGAGGUGCUUACCUCUGCAAUAAAUGUGAUCCGGUCAAUCAUCGAAGAACAGCACGAUCGUCCUCCCAUGAGUCAGCCUUCAACGCUUGUGAACGUCCACGCCUGCCGCAUGCUACAUCACCAGAGAUCACUGCUUGAAUGUUUGCUUCAGCGCUCCAAGGCCCUUGAGCGGCGCUUACAGAACGAAAUCAGCUUGGCUUCAAAUCUCAACGCCCAGAAUGACAGCAAGAUCGCCACUCAGAUUGCGGAGCUGUCACGAACGGACGGCCGUGUCAUGAAGACAAUCAGCAUCCUCGGUCUGGUAUUCUUACCGGGAACAUUUGUCAGUGCCAUCUUCAGCAUGAGUUUUUUCAACUUUCAGCCUGCGACUGCAGAUACCGCAGCGGCGUGGCGAGUUUCGGAGAUGUUCUGGGUGUACUGGGUCGUGACAAUUCCGAUCACGGUGGCGACAAUCGCGACUUGGCAUUACUGGCAGCGAAAGCAGCAGAAGGCACCGCGAUAG
Messenger RNA from Dissoconium aciculare CBS 342.82, 1212 nucleotides. RefSeq lists its product as uncharacterized. NCBI's taxonomy places the organism in Eukaryota, Fungi, Ascomycota, Dothideomycetes, Mycosphaerellales, Dissoconiaceae. The record is from RefSeq and is a predicted model, not a curated record. The transcript is spliced from 5 exons. Bases 1 to 1212 code for a protein of 403 amino acids.